ACCCGACAACAUGAUGCUCACAUUCCUCUCGCUCGUGAUAGCAUGCGUCACAAGCGCUCUGAUGAGCUCCCUCGAUACGUGAGCGGCAGCAAAAAACCCAUAUUCGAAUGGCCUCGCCGCUCCCGAUUGUUCGCAGUUCUGGGCGUGCUCUUCCUAUACUGGAUCUUCCACUCCACUCGUAAGUCUGCCCUGAACAAGGGCGACAGGAAUGGAGGAGUCAAUUGGUCGCGGUAUGCAUACAGUCUAUAUGCGACGGAUAGCGCGACGCUCUGCCACGCAGUUCUAAUCUUCGACGCGCUGGCGAAAUUCGGCAGUAAGGCCGAUCGAGUGCUCUUCUAUCCGAAAUACUGGGACACGGUGAUUACGAACUCGCGGGAUAGAGAUAGCCAGUUACUCGUCCUAGCGCGAGAUACGUACAAUGUUAAACUUCAGCCGGUGAAGCUGUUGACGGUUGAAGGGCGGACAACGGAUGCAUGGACAGGCACCUGGGACAAGUCCGUCACCAAAUUCCUUGCUUUCACACUCGCAUACUACGACCGGAUCAUCGCGCUCGACUCCGACAUCACGCUCCUCCAAUCCCUUGACGAGCUCUUCCAUCUCCCAUCCACACCGAUGGCUAUGCCGCGUGCAUACUGGUACGACACUAAACCCUGGCCGCUGACAUCUCUGCUCAUGGUCCUCCAACCCUCGCUAGCCGAGUUCGCGAAAUUCGAGGCAAUUAUCUCAGAUGGAGGUGCAGAGGAUCUUGUCAAAGCGAAUGUAUUUGACAUGGAGCUCGUCAACGACCGCUUCCGCGACUCCGCACUGAUCCUCCCCCAUCGACCGUAUGCGCUACUAACGGGAGAAUUCCGUCGACAUAAUCACUCCGCCUAUCUUGGCAAUCUCGACGAAGUGUGGGACGCAGAGAAGGUGUUGACAGAAGCGAAAUUCGUGCAUUUCAGCGACUGGCCACUGCCCAAACCCUGGAUUAUGUGGCCGCAUGAGGGACUGUCGGAAAUGCAGCCGGAUUGUGGAGGCGCCAGAGAGGCCAGCUGUGCAGAGCGUCGGAUCUGGAAGGGGUUGUAUGAGGAUUUUAGACAGAGGAGGAAGGAUGUUUGUAAGCUGUUGAGCGUGCCGGCACCGGAUUGGCGGAGGAUCAAGGGAGGGGUUCAUCCGAUGAAUGCUACGGAGGGGACACAUCAUGAGGCUCCCCAGGUGGAGGGGGCCAAGGAGGAGCAGCGUACGCCCGUAGCUGGACACGAUAUGUAAGGUACAUGGAGUAUAUCAUCUGGUGAUGGUGGCGUGAAAUGGCUCAUAUGUAAUGUUUGUUGUACACAGCCUUGUGUUAUUAGCUUUACGUUCAUUUAUCUCCUUAUCCCACAGCAAGC
This is a messenger RNA of Lindgomyces ingoldianus, 1367 nucleotides long. RefSeq names its product glucose N-acetyltransferase 1. The coding region runs from base 43 to 1248 and encodes 401 amino acids. Lineage: Eukaryota; Fungi; Ascomycota; Dothideomycetes; Pleosporales; Lindgomycetaceae. The record is from RefSeq and is a predicted model, not a curated record. The transcript is spliced from 2 exons. Gene Ontology annotation, molecular function: glycosyltransferase activity.